Austrofundulus limnaeus is the source of this 3219-nucleotide messenger RNA. It is a transcript of the gene slc43a2b, whose product is annotated as solute carrier family 43 member 2b. Gene Ontology annotation, molecular function: neutral L-amino acid transmembrane transporter activity; L-amino acid transmembrane transporter activity. The transcript has 14 exons. NCBI's taxonomy places the organism in Eukaryota, Metazoa, Chordata, Actinopteri, Cyprinodontiformes, Rivulidae. The coding region runs from base 248 to 2020 and encodes 590 amino acids. Gene Ontology annotation, biological process: neutral amino acid transport; transmembrane transport. The record is from RefSeq and is a predicted model, not a curated record.
GCAAAAGUCAAUAGGGGGCGCCCUGGGCAGACCCUCAGAGUAUAUAAAAGAGGGUUUUUACAGGUAGCUGUUCACUGAGAGCCACAAGCUGGAGGCUGGAGUGUUGUCUCCUGGAGAGAUAAGUGAUCUGUCUCUUUUCUUGCCGAGCGUCGGUCAGGGAGGCUCUUCCAGCUUGCUCUGCUCUCCCAACUCCUCUCCUCUUCUCCUGCUCUUUGCUUCACCCUUUCUGUAACUUCACCCCUCCAUCAUGGCGCCAACCCUCGCCACGGCCUUCGCCAGGCGCUGGUGGAUGGCAGUGACUGCCAUCAUCGAGAACCUGCUCUUCUCUGCUGUGCUGCUGGGAUGGGGGUCUCUCCUCAUCAUGCUGAAGUCUGAGGGGUUCUACUCUUACCUGUGCACCGACGAAGGCAACAGCUCCAGCUACAAUCUGUCCCAACCUCUGUCCACGCAGGCGUCCGAUGAGUACUCCGACAUCUUCGAGGACAGGGAGGCCAACGUGGAAUUGGGAGAUGGGGUCGAGAUGAGGCCCUUGGUCCCCGAGGGGCCCCUGAGGAUGAACGGCUGGCUGAUCUGCAAAGAACAGGACGAGAUGCUGAACCUGGCGUUCACAGUGGGCUCCUUCCUGCUCUCUGCCAUCACACUGCCGCUGGGGAUCGUCAUGGAUAAAUAUGGGCCUCGCAAGCUUCGACUGCUGGGCAGCACAUGCUUUGGAUUUUCCUGCCUGCUCAUUGCUUACGGAGCCUACAAACCAAAUGAACUAUCAGUUCUCAUCUUCAUCGCCCUGACUUUCAAUGGCUUCGGGGGCAUGUGCAUGACCUUCACCUCGCUCACACUCCCUAACAUGUUUGGAGACCUCCGUUCGACCUUCAUUGCCCUAAUGAURGGCUCGUAUGCCUCCUCUGCUGUCACUUUUCCUGGCGUAAAGGUCAUCUAUGAUUUGAACAUAUCUUUUAUUACCAUACUGGUGGUGUGGGCUGCCUGUGCUGGACUGGUCUUCUUGAACUGCUUCUUCAAUUGGCCACUGGAACCGUUCCCAGGACCAGAAGACAUGGACUACACUGUAAAGAUCAAGUUUAGCUGGCUGGGCUUCGACCAUAAAAUCACAGGGAAGCAGUUCUACAGACAGGUGACCACAGUGGGCCGGCGUCUGAGCGUGAGCAACAACGUGAAGCAGAAGGAGGUGGUGGGCAAGGAUGGACAUAAUCUCUGCCUCUCCACCACGGACCUGGAAAUGGAUUGCAAGCCACAGGAAGAAUCCGAGUCCUUUCUGAAGAGCAUCAUGAGCCCGAUCUUCCUGCUGAGCGCUCUGACCAUGUGCAUCACUCAGCUUCGUCUCCUCUUCUACAUGGGGGCCAUGAACAGCGUUCUGGAGUCUCUCUGUGGUGGGGACCUCAAUACAGUUAGUUUGUACUCCUCCAUUUUUGGCGUGCUGCAGCUGCUCUGCCUGAUGACCACCCCUGUGAUCGGUCAAAUCAUGGACUGGAAACUGAAGGACUGCGAUGACGGCGAAGACGACAAGGAGCCCUUUGGCAAGGGUGAAACAAAGCGCAGAGACAGAAAGACCCAGAAAGUGACCAACGCCCUGCGAGCAUUCGUCCUCACAAACCUGCUUUUGGUGGGAUUUGGAAUCACCUGCUUGAUACCCAAUCUCCCAUUACAGAUUUUGUCUUUCAUCUUACACACUGUGGUGAGAGGAUUUAUCCACUCUGCUGUUGGGGGUCUUUARGCUGCUGUAUAUCCAUCCUCACAGUUUGGAAGUUUAACUGGGAUGCAGUCUCUGGCCAGUGCAGUUUUUGCUCUCCUGCAACAACCCCUGUUUUUGGCUAUGAUGGGACCUCUUGGUGGAGAUCCAUUCUGGGUCAACAUCGGACUCCUCGUUCUCAGCAUGCUGGGCUUCUUGCUGCCUCUCUACUUAAUCUGCUUUCGACGGACUCUUCAUCAACAGCAACUGCAGAAAGCUGAAAAUGCUAAAAUCUACAUCAAAAUCAACGGCUCAGAUGUCCCAGAAGCCUUCGUUUAGAGGAUGARGGAGACAGAGGAAGAUGCUAAGAAAACACGGGGCAAGUCAACAUAUAAGCCUCAGAGAAUUUGUUAUAAAAGGCCCACCUAAAAGUUGAAAUUCCAAAAUAAAAUWAAAAAAAAACUACAGGGAACMCUGUCAUGACAAAUCGCCCCAUGAAUGGCUGGGGGAGGAGAAACCUAAGMGGAGUAAAGAGCAAGAGAGGAAAAACUGUGAAAGGAAAGAGGCGUCAGCCAUCCGUAUUCCCCCAAAUCCUCGGGACUCUUUUAUUUCUUCCCUUCUUUUUGAAACCAGCGCAGCUCCUUUCCAYCGUUUAGACUGAUUCAGUUUUCUCCACAUGCAGCAGAAAAAGGUUGCACCAUUAAAGAUGAUUAAAGCAUCACUUUCACAACAAGCCUUAGCAUGUGAUGCUAAUACUUCAAGUUUGGUUUUGUUCUGUGUGGUAAAAAAACAUGUCUGCACAUCAUCUUCAUCUCUUUGCACAGUGAAACCUUCCAGUCUGUGAACUGGAUUUCAUUGAAAGAUGACAGAGUAUAUUUAGGAGUGGAAACUUGGACCAACAGAAUAUUCAGUCACGAUUGUGGAGCUAGAUUUGUUGCAAGGCUAACAUCUGACACUGUAGAUUACAACAUCCUAUUAAACUGGAUGGUUGUUAGUAUUUUUUUCUAAAAAAUAACUUAAUGUGUGUUUAGAGUAUUUAUUUUAUUUUAUUCUUUGGACUUUUCUGUUAUAUACUUAACAAAGUGCCUUUAGAAUGUUUGUUCAGAACUAACCAUUCUAACAUCAGUGAAACCAUAGUCUACCCGUUGUAAUACAUGCGGUACUCAAUAAUUUAUUUUUGUUUUAUCUAUAAUUAUCAUCAUUCAGAUGCCUUAGCUUGAGUGAGUGUCCUCCAGUUUGAGAAACCAUGAAGAGAUAAAACAGCACUUUUACAGCCUUUUCCAUGCAGUCUACUGCACAUUCUCUUACAGCAGACUAAAAAAAAUCUUUGCCUUUAAACUUCAGAAAAGGGUUCAUUUUAAUUCACACUUCAUAAAGUUCUUGGUGUCUUUAUAGUGUGCAGCAAACGUUUUGUCCUGUCCUGUUUUGUGUGGUUAAAACCCUUCUACUGCCUCUACAGAUAAAGAUGAGUGGGUUUUUUUAAGCAGGUAACUGGAAGAGUUUGUGAGAUAAAUAAAAGUUUGGGUUUUUUCACUGCU